Oncorhynchus mykiss (rainbow trout) is the source of this 2649-nucleotide messenger RNA. RefSeq names its product nuclear receptor subfamily 4 group A member 1. Lineage: Eukaryota; Metazoa; Chordata; Actinopteri; Salmoniformes; Salmonidae. Gene Ontology annotation, molecular function: zinc ion binding; nuclear glucocorticoid receptor binding; RNA polymerase II cis-regulatory region sequence-specific DNA binding. The record is from RefSeq and is a predicted model, not a curated record. Gene Ontology annotation, cellular component: transcription regulator complex; nucleus. Gene Ontology annotation, biological process: regulation of transcription by RNA polymerase II; cellular response to corticotropin-releasing hormone stimulus.
AUUGGCUUCAGAUCCUCGCCCCUGCAUUGCUUGUAUGGGAAAUUACACCGCGCUCAAAACAACAGGGAACUCGGAAAUCUCCGAUUUCCGACUUCAGUGCGUUCAAGACAACUGUGAACUCUGAAAUAAACGAGUUCCGACUGGGAAAAAUCGUUUUGAACGAUCAUCCAACUAGGAAUUCCAACUCGGGAACUCGGGCCUCUUUCUAAAGUUCCGGCUUUCCGUCCGAAAGAUCACUGACGUCAUGAUUUCACCUCGUAUUCUACCGAGUUCCCAGUUGUCUUGAAAGCACCAUUAAAGGGGGCGUCCCUCUGACGUAAUGGCAAAAUAAAAUUGAUUGUAUAAAUGUGUUCCCAAGAUCUCAAUAACAGAACUGCAGAGCAACUUCAGAUGCAAGGUAACUACGGAUAUUGCUUAAAAUACUAGUGAGAUAUAAACAGAAAUGAAUGUCCCCCAACAUGGAGCUCAGCCUUAUGAGAACAGCCUCUACAACUCAGAGUCUCUGAACCUGGACCUUACCUCCAGGUUAGCUAUGGAUGUGAGUAGUCAUGUGGACCAGCUCUCUGCCCCUUCUCUGACUAGCAUCAACUCCCUGGUGGGCACUUACGCUGGAGAGUUUAAUGCCUGUCAGAUUGCCACAGCUCCUACCAACGCCUCGGACCCUGAGCCGCCCUUCAAAAUUGAUGACUUCCAGGUUUACGGCUGCUACCCUGGCACCUUGGCCCUGAGCUACUUCGACGAAGCCCUGUCUUCUGGUGGCUCUGACUUUUUCGGCAGCCCUGUGUCAGCCCAGUCUCCCUGUACUCCAGGUUUCCAGACCCAGCCUGCGUCAGUUUGGGACUCGCCCUUCGGUCCAUACUCUCCCAACCCGGGCAGCUGGGUGGCUGAUAAGACUGCAUUAACACAGCCAUCCUCUUUCUUCACCUUCUGUCCCGGCUCAGUUGAGGAUCUGUCUCCUCUGGGCCAGCCCCAGCUGGCUGAGCAAGACCCCUUCUCUCUGGGCCAUCAGCACCCCUCCCCCCUGUCCUUCUCCCCUCUAACCCAGGAGCCAGGCACCCUAGAUGUCGCAGGCCUCAUUGAAGGGAGAAUGUCUGCGAAACCGCACAGCCCUACUGAAAACGAGGGUCUCUGUGCUGUUUGUGGGGACAACGCCUCCUGCCAGCACUAUGGGGUUCGUACCUGUGAGGGCUGCAAAGGUUUUUUCAAGCGUACUGUACAGAAAAAAUCUAAAUACGUGUGCCUUGCCAACAAGGACUGUCCAGUUGACAAGCGGCGACGGAACCGCUGUCAAUUCUGUCGUUUCCAGAAGUGCCUGGCAGUAGGCAUGGUGAAAGAAGUUGUGAGAACAGAUAGCUUAAAAGGUCGAAGAGGUCGUCUGCCCUCCAAGCCAAAAGCAGUCCAGUGCCUAUCGUCUGCUGUGUCUCGAGUCGACAUCAUUGCCUCUCUUGUGAGAGAAUACAUUGAAUCAAACUCUGGUGUUGAGAAACUGGACUACUCCAAGUACCAGGAGACUGUGGCCAGUCUGUCAGAGAAAGAGGACACUUGUGACAUCAAACAGUUCUACAACCUCCUCACAGAGUCCAUGGAAGUGAUCAGGAAGUGGGCUGAAAGCAUCCCUGGGUUCACCUCCUUCUGCUCCGAGGACCAGGAGCUGCUAUUGGAGUCAGCCUUCUUGGAACUGUUCAUCUUGCGACUAGCAUACAGGUCCAACCCUGAGACAGACAAGCUGAUUUUCUGCAAUGGCAUGGUGCUUCACCGGAUGCAGUGUAUACGGGGUUUCGGUGACUGGAUAGACUCCAUCAUGGACUUCUCCCAGAGCCUCCACCGCAUGAACCUGGACGUGUCAUCCUUCUCCUGCCUCACAACUCUGGUCAUAAUCACUGACCGCCACGGCCUGAAGGAUCCAAAGCGGGUGGAGGAGUUCCAGAGCCAGCUAAUCACCUGUCUCGGAGAUCAUGUCUCCAGCUGCGCCCCCGACUCCACUGGGCCCAACUACCUUUCCCGCCUUCUGGGAAAACUGCCCGAGCUACGGACUCUCUGCACCCAGGGCCUGCAACGGAUCUUCUAUCUCAAGCUUGAGGACUUGGUCCCACCACCCCCCAUAGUUGACAGAAUGACCAUGGACAUUCUGCCUUUAUGAGAGCGAGAUAAAACAAUACCGACUGUGCACUUGUGCUGCUAAAGCGACGAUAAAGGAACGUCAAAUGAUCAAGCGGUCUCCGUGUUGAGUAGGGACAAAUUAAGGAAACUAUGCUCCCAAAGAUUUUACAUGAAAGUACUGAAUUAUACUGUAAGACUUAAAAAGAUAUGAAGCUAUUCAAGCACUAUCGUACUUGAGGAAAAAUUGACCUCUCUCGUUCAUUAGCAAUGGCUGUAGUAUGGUGAUGAAAAUGUGUCAUAAAUGAAAUAGUUUUCCUUGUUUUAGUGCAGUAUUUCAGACUUAUGGCUUUGAGUGUGCACUAACUGUUAGUGUGCCACCAAUGAUCCACAACCAAAAUGGUAGACAGUUGUCAACUGUGGGAGAUGAGGUGGACGUGUGUCACGCCCUGACCUUAGAGAUCCUGUUUAUGUCUCUAUUUUGGUUUGGUCAGGGUGUGAGUUGGGGUGGGUAUUCUAUAUUCUAUUAUUUAUAUUUAUAUGUUUUGGCUG